AUUAGAUAGUUUAAACUAUACUUCGAUAGUUUUCACUCGGUUGUGCCCAUCACUAUUAGUUAAUGUUUAAACAUUGAUACGCGAAUGCGACAAAUAUAACAGUUAUUAGUUACAAGUUUUACAACUGUUACAAGUUUUAACUAUUACUACUUUGCUACAUUUGUUUAGAAAACAUUUUUAUUUGCACUGCUUUUAGUUAUUUUAUUGUUUUUUUCUCUUUCAACAAUAAAUAUGUUUGCUUCAAUGUUUAAAACACUUCUAAAUAAAUCUGGCAUCAAGAAGAAAUCUAUUGCUGCGGAAUCUGAAAUAGUUAAGAUUAUUUCAAAAGAUGUUGAACACAUGCUAACUGAAUUAGAUGAGAUCAAAGAUAAUGAUGAUAAUGAUGAUAAUUGUUCUGUGACAAAAGAUGAUGUUACUGAUGCUAUUGAGUCAUUGUCUAUUGUUGAUAAUCAUCCAGAAAAUUUUAAUGACGAUGCUUCAGUUGACAAUUUUGAUGAUACUAAAAGUGAAGUAAGCUCUAUUGGAGAGAACCAAAUAGAUAUUGUUACAGUUGAGGAUCCCACUAAAAAAAAAACUAUGAAUCAAAUAAAUAGUCUCCAAUGUUUAUUUACGUGGAAUGUAAAGUCAAAAAACAAGAAAAAUUUAAUUUUACACAUACGGAAUAAAUAUGGAGAAUAUAACUUGAAUAUAUCUUCAACUGAAUUUACAUUAGAAAGGUUUAUAGGUAAUUUAAUUAUUUCUUAUGAAUUAUUUCAUAAUGGUGAACCUGAAUUAGCUCAAAUGAAAAUAUUGGAAAUUGGGAAAUGGCUCGAAGAAUUAGAUAAAGGUACUGAUGAAUUUUAUUUAUCUAUUAAAAUUGGUCUUCAACGUGUUAUGAAGGCUACCUUCAUUCAUAUGUUAUUUGCUACAAAUCUCACUGGAGAAUGUAAAUGGUUAUUGGAUGAUAUUGUAUUAUUUUCCAUAAUGGAUUCCAAAUCAAGGGCAUCUGUACAUGCAAUACGUGCAGCUGUAUUAAUUGAAUAUGGUGGAAAUCUAAACUAUUUAAAAAAAGCUUGUGAGAUGGCAAAGAAAGCAUGUGAUUUAGAUCCCAAAACUUCUUAUUGGUUUUAUAUUCAUUCACUUGCAUUGGCAGCUCAAAGACAAUUCUUACAACCAUAUAGAUCAAUUCCAACUGAAAAAGAAAUUAAUGCAAUUAAUCAAGCAAAUACUUUAUUUAAUGGAAUAAAUACACUUUUCAAAUACCAUGAAAUGGUACUAUUUAGAGAAACUACAGUUGGAAAUUAUCAUAACAAUAAAAAUAAAAAUGAUAAGUUUUUGAACAAAAACAAUUUUCAAGACAACAAAAAAAUUAUUAAUAUGAUUGAAACCUUAAUACAUAUGGAUCCAAAAGACCCUCUCUUGGUAGUUAAAUGUGCUAAAGUAAUAAUGACUCUUCCAACUAUGGUUCGUGAUUUUAAUUUAGCAAAACAAUACUUAACAAAAGCCUUUGAAAUGGCACCAAGUGAUGCAGCUGUUUUACGAGCAAUUGAAAACACAGUUCAAGCUUAUAAAGAUAUUUCUAAAACACAGAAACUUAGAAAUAACGAAACAAAACAAAAUCAACUACCACCGUUGAAGAAAAAAAAAUCAAAAUUAGAAAUUGAUUUUGAAUUUAUAGUAAAAAAACAAAAAAAUGGAGAAGAUCCUAUUCCUUACCUCACUAAUUUAAUUCCUAAAUAUGAUGGACUAGAUAAGUCAAAAAUUAUAGCUCAGCUAUGUUCUUAUACAAUAUUAUUCACAAACAACUUAAGAUCUGGUGUCGAAGAGUUUAAUAAGUUGAUUGAAUUACCAGGAACUACUAAUAAUGAUAUAAUUACAAAACAUACUUCAUUAUUUGGUUCAAAGCGAUUUAAUUUAUCAGAGCUUAUUUCUAAUGAAAUUAGAUUAGCUACAAAUUUAAAUGGAACUUCUCCUGACGAUAUGCUGUAUUAUUAUAAAAUGUUAGCUAAAAUCAUGGAAACAUGUAAUCUAAAAAUAAAAGAUGUUGACUCGUCCAUGAAGAGCAAACUCAUUGUUAAUUUAAAUGUUAAAUCUAAAUUUUCAAGUACAUCAGUGCCAAGUGAAACUGAAUUUUCAGAUGGUGAAAAUAUUGAUAAAAAUAUUACAAAACAAAAACAUAAAGCAAAACACUUGCAAAAGAAAGGUCCUAAAGUAUUUACAAACAGUGUUAAAUCGAAUAAAUUGGCAAAAAUUACAGAUGACGACCCUAAAAAAAAUAAAAAUACAUCAAAAAAAGCAGAAAAUAAUAAACCACGUCCAAAAGCAUAUGAUGUGAAUCAAAUGAAAGUUAAAAUGGAGAAAGUUUUAAAUUCUUCCAAAGGUGGAAAUGGUAAUGGAUUUGACAGUAAAUCUAAAGUUUUGACUAUGGAGAAUUUGGGAAAAAGUUUAGAAAAGAAUUCAGAAAUACAUCGUUAUACCCAACAGUUUUAUCAAAACAUUUUAGCUACCACACAGUCACGUUUUAAUUCACCUAAUGUAUCAUCUGGUGAGCUUAAUAGCUAUUUUAAUCAAAAUCAUGCAAAUUUUAGCUUGCCAUCAUCAUCAAAUUUACUUCAAAAUUCUCCAAAUAUACCACAAUUACUCAGUUUAAGACCUCAAAAAGGUCCACAAGAUUCAAAUUCUAAGCCAAAAACAAGUUCUAUUAAAUCAAAUUUUAAAAAAUAAUAGUUUCAGCUUAUUUCUGUUUUUUGUUAUUAUUUU
Messenger RNA from Melanaphis sacchari, 2739 nucleotides. RefSeq lists its product as uncharacterized. NCBI's taxonomy places the organism in Eukaryota, Metazoa, Arthropoda, Insecta, Hemiptera, Aphididae. Bases 232 to 2703 code for a protein of 823 amino acids. Gene Ontology annotation, molecular function: protein binding. The transcript is spliced from 7 exons. The record is from RefSeq and is a predicted model, not a curated record.